Molecule: messenger RNA, 999 nt
Organism: Chara braunii
Lineage: Eukaryota; Viridiplantae; Streptophyta; Charophyceae; Charales; Characeae
Source: the annotation of a GenBank genome assembly
AGGUUGAGUUGCUGAAGGCAAGGAUCGAGGAAUUGCAGGGACGACCAGCACGUCUGCCGAGGUGGUUCAACCAGUCUCCGGGAGUGACGAGUUAACAAGGUUAAGACGUGAGCAAGCAGAUAUGAAGGUCGCUGCCGACAAACGAUUUGCUUCCCUUGAAGAAGUUAUCCACGCUCUUCAGCGACAAUGUGAGGAGGCCGAGGCAAACGCGGAUGCAUGGAGGUGUGAAGCCUUGCGACCAGGCAAUAAGCGUGGCAGCAUCACCGUUGGACCUACUCCGACUACUCAGGCUAGAGUACGACCGCGAGUUACUCCGUUAGCCUCACCGGUGGUCCGAUUGGUUGACAACCAGUUGAAAGGGAUAGUUGAUCGGCAUAAGGAGGAAGUGGAACUUUUGAAAGAGAUGCGGCUCAAGGAGGUGAAAGCACGCAAAGAUUCAGAAGAGGAGGUCGAGAGGUUAAAGGAGGCUCUGGCCAAAAUGGAAAUGGAGGGUCGACCUAAGACACGAGGAACGAACUUACGAAGUCGUCUGGAUGAUGCUGCAGGUCAGCCACGUCGGGCCUGUAAUGGUGCUGUGGACGAGAUUGUUCUGCCAACGGCUAGGAAGGACAAAGGAAAAACUCCGGUUGCCACAGGGGAUCGGCGUGAUGUUUUUCUUUGUGAAACUAGGAAGGAUCUAAGGAACAAAAAAAAGGACGAGGUGCGUGUCAUCUGCGAAAAAGAAGGUGUUGAUUAUACUACCUUGGAUUGCACUAAGGAGGCAAUUGCGCAGAUAAGGUUGGCACGAGCGUUUGGGGGUAACGACGGACCUGCGAAGGGCGGUGGGGUGUCUUUGCAUGAGGUUAGUGAUGAUGGGGAGGGGAGCUCCGAUAAGGGGGAUGAGGUUGACUCAGCUGUUUCCUAGAAUCACUCCCAGACGCGUCUUAUUUGUGGAAAACAGUGCGACUUUGUUGUGAUUUGCGAUCUCGGUCUGCUAAGAUUUUGCGGAGUAAGGAUUUG